AUGGAGACAGUUUUAUCGCAACUGAUUCUCGAAGAACAUGAAUCAUCAUGUACCUUGAUCUUCGCUUUAGGUGCCACUGCAAGAAAAUAUUUCGAGAACGACCUCCAAAGCUCAACGGGAACUAUUUCUAGCGUUCGGGCCAUGAUGAACGCCAGAAACCAAAUCAAAGUUCUUUUUCUGAACAAAUUACGGUAUUUACACAUGUAUUUGACGAAAUUUGAGGUCAACGAGGGAAAUGAGAAGCUCAGUUUCGAGAAUCUGAUCAUCUACGGGCUGGACGAAGCACUCGAACUUGAUCGAGACGUUUUGACAGCACCGCAAUUACGAUUGGCGAAUCUCAUAUACAAUGUCGCCUUCAAAGUGAAGGGGCGUUAUCAAAUUGAAAUCCAGUUUGUCCCCUCCCGCCAGGUCCCGUGCGAUGAUCUCAGCAGGCUAGAGCAGUACUGGCGCGAAAUAGGCUAG
Messenger RNA from Lachancea meyersii CBS 8951, 462 nucleotides. Lineage: Eukaryota; Fungi; Ascomycota; Saccharomycetes; Saccharomycetales; Saccharomycetaceae. The record is from the annotation of a GenBank genome assembly.